AUGGAAACUCAUACUCAUCUAGUUUUUUCAGACUGCGAGAGUCUUUAGAAAAUAUACAUUGCUCUCCUUGACUCUUUUAUUGAGCUUGCUGACCUUCUUAGAUUCCAUGCCUGUGGAAGAAAGGAAGCUGGCUCAUAAAACGCAUUUGGAGAUAUUUAACUCGAAUGUGAUACAAAAAGCGAUGAAAUUAUUUUCAAUCAUUUGAAAAAAACUGGAGAAGUUGCAUAUGGUUUAAGCGAGGAACAACCAAAGCUUGUAGAAUUAGGAGGAAAUAAAUAUAUUGUUACAUUUGAUCCAUUAGAUGGAAGCUCAAUUAUUGGUUGCAAUUGGACAGUAGGAACAAUUUUUGGUAUAUGGAAAAAUGAUGAGAAGGUUUUGAUAGGUCACAAGACAAAAGAUUUAAUUGCAUCUGGAUGUUGCAUGUAUGGUCCUAGAACUACAGCUGUGAUAUAUAACGAAAAAACUAAAACAGUGAAUGAAUAUUCUUUAACAUUGAAUAAAUAAAAGCAAGUUGAAUGGAUUUUAUCAUUGCCUAACAUUGUUAUUAAACCUUAAGGAAAGUUAUUUGCUCCAGGAAAUUUAAGGGCUGCAAGUGAAAAUCCUAACUAUAGAUAAUGCAUUAAUAACUGGAUUGAUUAAGGAUAUACUUUAAGAUAUACAGGCGGUAUGGUUCCUGAUAUUUAUUAGAUUUUCAUUAAAGGCUCUGGUAUUUUUACUACUAUUUCCUCAAAAAGCCACGCUGUCAAAUUAAGAGUAUUAUAUGAAGUUGCUCCAUUGGCACAUCUUGUUGAAAUGGCAAAAGGUAAAAGCAGUGAUGGAAAAAAUUCACUAAUGGAAUUGGAAGUUACAUCUUACGAUCAACGCUCAGGAAUUAUUGUUGGAAGUACAGAAGAAGUUGAUAAAAUUUUAUCAACCUUAAAUUCUUGA
This is a messenger RNA of Tetrahymena thermophila SB210, 927 nucleotides long. Its product is annotated as fructose-1,6-bisphosphatase. Gene Ontology annotation, molecular function: fructose 1,6-bisphosphate 1-phosphatase activity. The record is from RefSeq and is a predicted model, not a curated record. Lineage: Eukaryota; Ciliophora; Oligohymenophorea; Hymenostomatida; Tetrahymenidae. Gene Ontology annotation, biological process: sucrose biosynthetic process; fructose metabolic process; fructose 6-phosphate metabolic process. Gene Ontology annotation, cellular component: cytoplasm. The transcript has 7 exons.